AUGGCCGAACUGAAAAUUUUUCUGGAAGGAUUUUCGAAGCAAAUGGAGACACUGGUCAAAUCAAUAGUUCAAAGCACCUGUCCCAGAUGUGGAAACAAAGGUCACCAUGCCAGAGAUUGUAGAUACAUAAAUACAAAGUGCAAUUUUUGUCAAAAGACUGGUCAUCUUGAAAAAGUUUGCUUAAAAAAAAAGUUUCAACAAAACAGUUCAGUUAGAAUUAUACAUUCUAUUCCUGGAAAUACACCUCUUCUUCAAAACAAUAAUUAUAACAAUGUUAUCACCAACAAUAUUGAUGAUGUAAACAACAAUCAUACCAAUAGUGACAACUUUAACAAUAACAUCAACAACACCAGCAACAACAUCAACAAUAACAACAACAGUGCCAACACUGUAGAUACCAAUGCUACAAUCCACAGCGCAAGUAUCAGUUGCAAUUGGAACAUCAUCAAUAGUGACAACCUUAACAACAACAUCAACAACACCAACAACAACAGCAUCAACAACAACAACAGUGCCAACACUGUAGAUACCAACGCCACAACCCACAGCGCAAAUAUCACUUGCAAAUGGAACAUCAUCACAAGAAGCAAGAAGAACCACAGCGAUGAUAAUAAUAAUAAUAACGUUAACAAUAAUAAUAAUAAUAAUAAUAACGUUUUUAAAUAUUGUCAAAAUAAUAUUAAUAAUAUGUAG
This is a messenger RNA of Helobdella robusta, 693 nucleotides long. RefSeq lists its product as hypothetical. Lineage: Eukaryota; Metazoa; Annelida; Clitellata; Rhynchobdellida; Glossiphoniidae. Gene Ontology annotation, molecular function: zinc ion binding; nucleic acid binding. The transcript is spliced from 3 exons. The record is from RefSeq and is a predicted model, not a curated record. The coding region runs from base 1 to 693 and encodes 230 amino acids.